Molecule: messenger RNA, 2352 nt
Organism: Didymella exigua CBS 183.55
Lineage: Eukaryota; Fungi; Ascomycota; Dothideomycetes; Pleosporales; Didymellaceae
Product: carbohydrate esterase family 4 protein
Exons: 1
Coding region: 1-2352 (783 amino acids)
Biological process (GO): carbohydrate metabolic process
Molecular function (GO): hydrolase activity, acting on carbon-nitrogen (but not peptide) bonds
Source: RefSeq, a predicted model, not a curated record
AUGCGUUCAUCCGUCCUAAUUGGCCUCGCCGCUGGCUUUGCCAGCCAGGCCUACGCUGCCUGCACCUCCGCUUUGAAGAUAGACGACUUCUCCAAGUGGUCCAGCAACACCAACAGCCUUGGCCAAUGGACUAGCGACGAUGCCUCCAUGACCACGAUAUCGGCUGCCAGCGGAGUCCUGUCCUUCCAGCCCAAAUCUGGCUCAUAUUUCUAUGAGACCUUCGAGUGCCAGGCUGCCAGCAGCAACAACUACAACUCCAUCCAGUUCACCGUCAAGGGCGUUUCAGGAGGCUCUGGCACUCUGGAGAUGCAGACUAAGACAGCCUGCUCGGCGUCCUCGUACACCUCGUACUACACUCAGUUCACUGGAUUGACUGGCCAGACCCAGACCAUCACCAUCCCUCUGAGCCAGUUCUCGGGUGCCAACGCAAACGCCGUCACCGGCUUCGUCUGGUCUGGAUUCUCUUCCACUACCGCUACAUGGCAGUUGAGCAACAUUCAGUUCGGCUGCUCCGGCGGCUCUACUGGCGGUGGCAGCUCUACAUCUGGUGUCAGCUCCACCAUCCGUUCUGCUUCUGGUGUCAGCUCCACCAUCCGUUCUACCUCUGCUACUGUUUCGACCCGCACAACCCUUGCUACCUCCACUGUUCCCGCUCCCACCGGAACGUGCGCUGUCUCCCUGGUCGAUGACUGGACAUCGCAGUCUCGUCUUACCUUCAUGUUCUACAACGCUCUGAACAAAGCCUCGUCCUCAGAUGGCACCAUGACCUCCCUCACCGUUGGCAAGCCAUCUAAGAACCGCGUUGAGAUCGUUCCCAGGGACACUAGCUCAUACUUCUACUCCCAGUUCGGUUGCUUUAACGCCAAUGCCAAGAACCACGCUGGCAUCUCUCUCCGCAUCAAGGCGCCUGCCGGAACUAGGUUCAACAUUGAGCUUGAUUCUUCCAGCAGCUGCAACCCCACUGCUGCUCAGGCAUUUACUCAGUCCACCACUGAGCUUGGCUGGACUUUCGAUGGCACCGAGAAGUUGUACACUAUUCCCUUCUCCAAGUAUUCUGGACUGGACACUACGAAGCUUACCACCAUUCUUUUUGCUGGUUUCACUCAGACUGUCUCCUUCGGUCCCAUGGCUUUCUACUGUGGCACCACUGGCGAGUUCACGGUCACCACCACCGAUCCUAACUCCGCUCCUACUGCUACUGUUGCUGCUCCUACCGGCACUGCUGCUGCCUACGUAAUUGACAGGUUCGCCAGCGCUGGCAGCAACGCUCAGGGCUUCUGGCAUGGUGGUGAUGAUGGCAUGACCCUGACCUACAGCGGCGGUCUUACCAUCAAGUCUACCGACGCGGACUACUCUUUCUACUCGCAGGUGUCUGGAUCUUGCAGUGACUUCAGCAAGUACAAGGGCUCGUACCUUCACAUCGCCUACUCUGGAACCACCAAAUUCACCGUCGCCUUUCAGCAGCACAACAGCGCUUGCAACCCCGAGAUCGCUCCCUACCCCUUCACCUGGGACUCUGUCGAGGCUUCCCGUUACGCUAAGAAUGGCCACAUCUACAUCCCUAUCAGCCACUUCAACAUUGACUUGACAAAGGCCAUUGGUUUCGCGCUGAAGGGUUUCUACAGCACCGACACCGUCAAGCUGACCGUCAUGGAGAUUGUUCCCUCGGUCCCUGCCGGCUUCGUCAUUCCCAACGAUGAGGAGUCCGGUGACCUCGUCUUCGCCUGCAAGCGCCCCAACUCGUUCGCUUUCGCCAUCGACGACGGCAUCCCAGACCUCGCGCAGGAAGUCCUCAAGAUCAUCCGCGAAGAGAACAUCAAGGUCACCUUCUUCACCGUCGGCGCGCCCCUCCUCGACGAGACCACCAACCUGACCAACGUCUACAAGGAGAUGCAGGCCGCCGGCCACCAGCUCGCGCUCCACUCCUUCACCCACCCCAAGAUGGAGGGCCUUCCCGACUACGCCUCGAUCGACUGGGAGUACAACGAGGACAUCAAAGCCAUGAAGAGCCAAUUCAACGGUCUCGACACGUCCUACUUCCGCCCUCCCUUCGGCAACGAGGGUGCGCGCAUGCGCUCGCGUCUCGCAAAGGCCGUGGGCCGCAAGCCCACCAUCACCAACUGGUCCGUCGACGUCGAGGAUUGGUUGUGGGCCGAGACCAACACCCCGGAGCAGCAGAUGACUGCGUUCCAGCGCGAUGUUAACAAGGGCGGUAACUUGGUUGUUCUGCAUUACCUGUACCCCUCCACUGUCAGCUACCUGCGGCAGUUCAUCCAGAUCGCCAAGGCGACGGGCAAGCAGCUGAUGCGUGUUGAUCAGUGCAUGAUGGACCCCAAUGCUCCUGCUUUGUAG